UCUGUGGAAGCAACUACCGACAUAUUUUUUUCUCAUUCUCAAUAUAUGACGUCUAAUAAGGCAAUGCUCUACGAAACUACCGACAUAAACAUUAGACGAAUUUGAAAAUAUCGAAAAGAUGAUCGAUCCUUCAAACAAGACUGAAUCGAACAUCGAUUUAUCGAUCGAGCAUCUCCCAACCCCAGAGGGUGCCUAUCAUGCAGAGAGAAAGAGAGAAAGACUAUGCGCCUGUGUUGGUAUGUAAGUAGCGCGUCGAUUCGACGUGACAUUUAACUUUUGAACCGUUGUCGGAGCUCUGAUCGCAAGGUGUUUUGACACCGGUGUAUUCUCCGUACGUGCCAACGAAUAACGCACGAUGUCAUCGGGCGUCAUAGACAUACUUGUGGAUAUGGGUUUCAGCAUGUCCAAAGCCGAGAAAGCUUUGGAGAUUACCGGCAACAAAGGCGUGGAGCCGGCGAUGGAAUGGCUGUUGGCACAUUCCGACGAGUCCGAGCCAGCGCCUGAACCUACCAUGGCAGAAGGCGCUCCGGCACCGGUCACCGACGCACUGUCUCAGGACAGUGUUGCUGGUGCUACCAGUCAGCAGGUAUCCACCACUGAGACGGCCAAAUCAAUGAAAUGUGAUGUAUGUGGAAAGCUCUUCAAGUCCAACUUAGAGAUAGAAUUUCAUGCUACAAAAUCAGGACAUGACAGAUUCUCUGAAACCACAGAAGAAAAGAAGCCACUCACUGAAGAAGAGAAGAAGGAACAGUUGAAGUUAUUGGAGGAGAAGUUAAGGCAGAAGAGGAAGGAAAGGGAGGAACAGGAAAAGAAGGAUGCAUUUGAGAGAGAAAAGAAUAGGAUACGAUCAGGCAAGGAAAUGUCCGAGGCCAGAAAAAAAUUAGAAGAGUUAGAAAUGAUGAAGCUCUUUGAGGAAAGGAAGCGCGAAAAAGCGGAAGAGAAGGAAGCACGACAGAGAGUCAAAGCACAGAUUGAAGCUGAUAAAGCGGCAAGACGAGCUAAAGCAGCUGCUGAGAGCGGCCAGUUACUUAAUACUGCUCCAGUUCCAGUGCCUGCAACAUCUUCCUCAUCUACAACGCACCAUAGAAAAGAUUACAGUGAAACUAAACUUCAGCUUAGGCUCACUAAUGGGCAAACUCUGAUACAAAAUUUCGGAAGUAAGGAACAACUGUCCGCUGUGAGAUUAUUUAUUGAAAUGAAUAGGACAGAUGGUACUGGUGCUUUUCAAUUAAUGACUACUUUUCCUAAGAAAGUAUUCACAGAAGAGGAUUAUGACACACCGUUGGAUGUAUUAGGCUUGGUUCCCUCGGCAGUCGUGAUUGUUCAGAAGAAGGUGGAAUGAUGUAGCCAAUGAUGCCCUAAUUCAUAACAUCCAAAGUAUUUGGAAGAUGCAAAGGAUCGUCACGAUCUACCUCGCGAAGCUUUCGCGUGUUACCUCGCUAUGAGAUACGAAAUCAAAAUAAAGGAAAAAGAGCCGGAGCCGUACACAGACGGAGUAGUGACUAACUAAAACUAAUAGAGUUAGUAUUUAUUCUCUAAACUGAGAAAGUAUUUAUUAUGUUCAAAUUAGAAUAAUCAUACGCAUAUAUUUCAGUCCUUCAAUGGAACCUCCUCAAUGAUAAUCAAAAAUUGGUCAUUUGAAGAACUAAAACGUGUAUUCUAAUUUGGACAUAAUAAAUACUUCCUCAUUAUAUCUAGAGGACAAAUACUAACUCUAUUAGUUUUAGUUAGUCUUAUUACACUCCAUCUGUGUAUUAGCUUUCAUAGAUCCUUCUUUUAUUUUGAUUUUACUAUGAGAUACGCUCAACGGAUAUGAGAGUCUCACGCUUGAUAUACGCGUAUGAUUGCCUAUAUGUACUUCAUCUAUUAUCCAUUCCAUUGGCCGACGCGAAGCUGCACGAAUCGAUGGCGGCCCGAAGUAAGUAGAACGACAAUUCACAGGCAACGCUGGGACUACGUGUUUUAUCGUACAGCUGUUGCAAAUGAAGAAUGAUUCACUGCGAGCUUAUGAGUCACGAUAAGAAGGAACAAAGGCGCCCCCACGAUGUUUACUGCUCAAUAUUGCUACACUUUAAAGCGGUGAUUAAAGUCGAGUGGCGCGGAUUUUGCACAGAAAAGUGCAGUCCGCUAAUGUUUUCCGGAAGAAUCACCACAUUCUUAUUAUUAAUUUUUUUUAUAAAUGAAAAUUAAUUUAAAAACAACGAUUUGUUUUAAAGUAUUCAAAUAUUAUAUGUAUCUAAAGUAUACCUUGGUCCAAACAGCGCCGCUGUAACCCAGAUCUACGCAUUUCACCGUGGACUCAAGUGUACACGUUCGUAUAAUCAACGUACCUUGCAGAAUUCCUUUACGAUAUUAUAUCGCAAUUGUGACCUUCUUAUAAAAUUGCGACCACUAAUCGCACUAAUGGACAGCCGUGCUGAAUCAGCCAUUAUUACAGUUCCAGAAUUCUUUGGCAAAAACACAAAGGAAUGCGCGUAUCGCUCGCAUAUCGUUCGUAUCGCUCGCGAAACAAAUCGCAGAAACAGGUACGAGUAUUAUUGGCGUGUUUACCAUAAUUGUUUUUAUCAUAAUAAAAUUUUAAUAACUCCGAGAAACGGUGGUGAACGCGACCCGAUCGAGUCACAUCAAUCAGUUAGUAUUUAAAAUAAGUCCUGUGAAAAAGACAAUGUGUGUUUCUGCAGCGGGAGUAUUUUUAUAACUACAAAAAUGGAACGAGGCGUCGGAUGCGUCAUGUGCGUGAGUGGCCUAUAGAUAAUCGUAAACGGCUGCACAGACGUGGCUGUGGAGCGUGCGAUUCCAGGUGCAGGUGUGCAUCGAAGUGGUGCAAAUAGCCUGACCGCGAUUCCGAGAAAAUUACAGAAAAUCGAUCCUGACGAGUACGUCGCGUGGCUUUACUACGACUUCCUAGUGUUAUUAUUAAAUUAUCGAUUCGGUGCACAGUAGUACAUUGAUACCGGGCACAACAGGUGGCAUUAUUAGACCGCGGCUGAAUUAUUCAUGGCAACGUUCGCGUUAGAAAGUUCCUUAAACGCUUGCGCGGAAUUGUGGGCAAGUCUGUCUCAUUCGCGAACUGUAAAUAUUUAUAUUCCAGUCGUCUUCUCGCACUUGGACACGCUUAGAUCCGAGUUCUAAGUUUAGAGUUAAGUUGUUAUUUUUAGUCAAGCAAAUUUAUUAUGAUUAGGAUUCCCCUCCGCGCUCAAUCACGUUGCUAAAAUAACCAGGCCGUUGUGAAGCGGCUUUAGGCCGCGGUCGAGCGAAAAUCCGGCUCACCGGAAGGAAUCAAUACUUCGGGAAAUCGGAUUUCCGCGGUGCAUGAUUUCUUCAACGAUUCAAUCAAGAGUGCCACGUUAAAAAAUCAUUACAUCUCGAAUCGGAAUUUUGGUCUUAUGUUCUAUGAAUCAUUGGUCUUAUGAAUCUUGAAUUCUACAACGCAGUAGGAGCAAAAUAAGUUUAAUUCUAAUAAUACAAUUUUGCUUCUACUUUGAUGAUGUUCGAAAUUUCCCUUUUCACUUUCUUUAGCGUCAAAAUAGGUUAUAAGUUUCAGAAUAUCAAAAUAAGUGUUAAAUAAAAUAGUAAGGCUGAAAGUAAGAUCAAAAUUUCGUCUCGGGAUGACAUUUGGACAAUGUACCCCGAUGAUGAAAACCGCAGAAUAAUAUUCCUGUCUAUAACAGGAUGUGGCAGGCGAUUCGAGGAAAUUGUGAAUAUAAGCAAUUUCACGAACACAUAAAGAAAAUUAUCGACCAAUGAUCAAAGAGCGAUUGACGAGGAAGACUGCAAUUGGCAAUCCUCUAUGAUUGCAGGAAAUGGCGGAAAUAACGACUCUAUUAAGCUCUUGUCUCCGCUUAAAUAUUGUCGCUUUGAUUUUGCGCGGGAUAAAUUCGUCAAGAACGUCUGUUCCGCGUCACACGUAUCUCAGCAGUACAGGAUUGCGUUAUCUCGAAUGUCCCGUUCAUUAUUGUGUUCCGAUAAGAGCGCGGCCAGAAGUGCUUUCGUGAUAUACAACAGAGAGAGAGAGAGAGAGAGAGAGAGAAAGAGAGGGAGAGAUCGCAACGCGUCGUACUGCAGCAUCCCGCCGCGCGGAAAUACGUAUUUCUCUCACGCAACUACCACGCGAGCACUGCACUUUCACUCUGUGGUCAAUGUCACAUCAGAAACCAGUUUGCACUAUUCCGAUUUAUCGCGUAUGCCGGGCGAUGUGUUCGCCCGCUAAAAGCUGGUUCUCAAAUACACGAAGGCGGAAAAUAACUCGAAAGGACCAUCAGCAGUAUCUGCCAAUACUCUCAACCGGUCAGUCACACAUUUGUUCGUGGAAAUCGCCGGUUGAAUCAACAGUGCCUUUUUUAGUUCUCCUGCGCUUUAGAAGAAGAAAAAGAGAAGAGAUAUGUACUUCAAGCGUCGUCUACAAUGAGAACUUAAGCCAUAAAAUUUAAGCUUUAAGUUCUAAGCCGUAAGAAGUUGAUCAAUCACAAGACUUGAUUGAUGUGACUCGAUCGGGUCGCGUUUACCGUUUCUCGGAGUUAUUAAAAUUUUAUUAUGACGAAAACAAUCACACGCCAAUAAUACUUGUUUCUGCGAUUUGUUUCACGAGCGAUACGAACAAUAUGCGCAUUCCUUCACGUUUUCGCCAAAGAAUUCUGGAACUGUAAGAACGGUUGACUCAGCACGGCUGUCCAGCGAGUGCGAUUAGUGGUCGCAAUUUUAUAAGAAGGUCAAUUAUAAGAAAAAUAAUCGACUGUGAUUGACUUGUGAGUGACUUGGGCAAUUUCUUACGGCUUAGAGCUUAAAGUUUAAGUCUUACGGCUUAAAUUCUUAUUGUAGACGACGCUUAACUCUUAGGUUACGAAAAGGUUUCGGAAGGACGCCUAAAAAUAGUUUUUGUACAAUGUAUUUCGAGAAAAAUUUUUAUUAAAAUAUUAAAGAUUGCAAAUAAGUUUUAUUAAAAUAUUAGAGAUUGCAUUUUAUUUAAAUAUUACCUAAUAUUUCUUAUCAUAUUCCUUUCUUAUUUAAUAAAAACAAGAUGGAGUUGGUCGAGGACUUCAUGCAUUGGACUAAUUAGCAUUGGUAAAAAUAACACCGUAGCUUAUAAGAUUAAUUUUCUUAUAAAACCAAUUAGAUCGUUAUGUCGCAUCUGCAAAUGCGAUUCGGAAUCGUGAGGAAGAAUGAAUUAAUGGUCGCCGAUAUCAAUCGCCGAGUUAAUCGUAAGAAUAUUUAUAACGCGCUUUUUUUAACGCACUUUUUUUAUAACGCGCAGAUCAUAAAUGAACACGUAGAAUUGUAAGCACAAUUGAUAGGAAGAUUAUCACCGCAUGCAAUUGGCAUCGCUCGUUGAAUACCGCGACGUGCGCUACGUAUACUUGCACUUUUAAUCGUAGCUAUUUACCACUAGUGAGUUAUUAUGCUUAAUCAUUCCAUAACAUGUCGCUGUCACGUGCAUCAGUGUGAUACGAUUGUGUUCUCCAUGCCUGGCGAACGAUUAUUACCGAUAAUAAAUGUCGUUUAUCAACAUUCGUUCAUGGGUGUGGUGAUUAUGAAGGGGAGAGGACCAAGAAGAGGAGAGAAAGAAAGGGAGAGAACGCGAGAGAUCUGCGAUAUCACGAUAUCUUUCCCUUUCUUCUCUGGUGAACUUUUUCUUUAAACAAACAGGUGGUAAACAGUUCAAUACAAAAUGUCGGGAUGAAGAUUAAAUUGAAUAUGACUGACACAUACGAAAAACAAAAAACUUUGGUUAUAGUCUCGCGAAGGCUUACUCCAUCCGGAAGAGAACACGAAACAACUAGACAAUUUCCUCAUUAGCAUAGAAUCAAGAUUACGUGAAGCCGUGUUUAGUUAUAUAUUUAUCAUACACGAUUAAAGCACGAUUUCGUCAUGCUGAAUAACGUAAUGUCACCUGAGAUAAAAUGCAGUUCAAAGGCAAAGGUAAAAUUCCUUCCUUCAUUGUUAUAUUUCCUAUAAUAACAUGUUAUAUUUCCUAUAAUAACAUCUAUAACGCAAUCUGUUUGCAGUUUAUCUAAGCACUUUUUUAUCAUUAUGUCAAUUAUUACAAUUAUCAAUCAUUAUACUUGGUAAAUACUUAACAAUAUUUAAUUUAGUAAAUACUUAACAAUAUUUAAUUCACAUGAAUAUCAAACUCUAGAUAUUAGAUCUUUUUACGCGUGUAAAUAUCAGCCGUAUGCUUUAUUUAAAUUUCAUAAUUCCAACUUACGUUAAAACUUACUUGAUCACGGAAAACCUAAUUUAUAUUAGUAUACCGCGUAGAAUUGCGAAAUUUUCAUUGAAAUUCCCGCACGAUCGAGUAAUAUCUAUUAAACGCUGAGAAAAAUUUCUCCAGACGUUUUCCAUGCGCGCGCGUAUAGAACAUAUUUAAGAUUAAAAUACAAUGUACCCACGGUCGUAUGUUUAAUUAAUUAGUUGUGUUAAAAGCGAUAUCAGCGAAACGAAUAAUCAUCUCGGUUCUUCGAAUGUCGACGUUCUAUGAAAAAUGCACGACAGCAUGUAGUGUUAUAAGAAUAAAUAAAAUAUGGCAAACACGCGCCGCUUAUUAUAAAAGUGAUGUAACUUUCAUGUAGUAAGCUUCACGUUCUAACAUUCAGACGAUCUCGAAAAAUGAUGUAACCACGUCACGUUAUGCCACUUUGCAUAUUAAAUUGUACACGAGAAAGAAAUAUUAAUUAUAACUGAAUGGAAACCCAGACGAAAAGCUCGCUGGCGAGAAGUUACAUCUCUGUGACCGAAAGCAUUCAUCUGAACAUUCAGCUGCAUUAAAACUCAGUUAAGACAAUUGAGAGUAAUUAACUGAUGAGCAGAAACCUUCUGCAGGAAUCUUUUUGUUCCUACAAUUGAGUUUUCCAUCUAGUCCCCAAGUAACAGAGAAGUCCGUUACACUAACGGAGUUGUUUUCUUCGUGUGCAAUAUAAACGCGUGUCUAUACUUGCAACAAACACGUGUCUAUCAUCUAGAUGGGUACCUAUGAUGGGGAGAAGAAUCGAGGACGAAAAUACUGGUUUCAGUCGUACAUGAAGGAUGAGCAUGAUGUGCAUCAGGCAAUUGAGCACGACUAGAUUCAAUAUCGGUAAAAUUUGAAGUAAAAUGUGUACUUACUGU
Odontomachus brunneus is the source of this 7101-nucleotide messenger RNA. RefSeq names its product UBX domain-containing protein 1. The record is from RefSeq and is a predicted model, not a curated record. Gene Ontology annotation, molecular function: protein binding. The transcript has 8 exons. Bases 356 to 1342 code for a protein of 328 amino acids. Lineage: Eukaryota; Metazoa; Arthropoda; Insecta; Hymenoptera; Formicidae.